Molecule: messenger RNA, 420 nt
Organism: Staurois parvus
Lineage: Eukaryota; Metazoa; Chordata; Amphibia; Anura; Ranidae
Source: the annotation of a GenBank genome assembly
UGGGACAGCCCUCCAAAUCAUUGGAUUCAGGUGUUCCAAUCACCUCCAUGGCCACAGGUGUAUAUAAUCAAGCACCUAGGCAUGCAGACUGCUUCUACAAACAUUUGUGAAAGAAUGGGUCGCUCUCAGGAGCUCAGUGAAUUCAAGCGUGGUACUGGGAUAGGUUGUCACCUGUGCAAUGAGUCCAUCUGUGAAAUUUCCUUGCUACUAAAUAUCCCACAGUCAACUGUUAGUGGUAUUAUAACAAAGUGGAAACAACUGGGAACAACGUAAAAUGAUAGAGCGAGGUCAGCGCAUGCUGAAGCACACAGUGUGCAGAAGUCGCCAACUGUCUGCAGAGUCAAUAGCUAAAGACCUCCAAACUUCAUUUCCAGUGAAGGGAACUCUUAAGGCGUCAGCUUUGUGGGAACAGCUUGGAGA